This is a messenger RNA of Toxorhynchites rutilus septentrionalis, 7190 nucleotides long. RefSeq names its product sushi, von Willebrand factor type A, EGF and pentraxin domain-containing protein 1-like. The coding region runs from base 481 to 7179 and encodes 2232 amino acids. NCBI's taxonomy places the organism in Eukaryota, Metazoa, Arthropoda, Insecta, Diptera, Culicidae. The record is from RefSeq and is a predicted model, not a curated record. The transcript has 9 exons. Gene Ontology annotation, molecular function: calcium ion binding.
AUUAAAAUAUGCUAAAGAUAUUUUGUAUUAGGAACUGUAUUGGAUUCCACAUAGGGUGUCUCUAGAAACAAAACGGAACACUGUUUCGGAAUUUGGGCAUGUCGUGUCAGUGAUUGGUUUUUAGAUACAUAAUUAAGUUGAGGACGUGAAGUCCUACUAAAACUCCAGGAAGCGAACGAGCUUUAACGAUUUUCGGGCUUUAACUAUCACGGAUCAAUUACCCAUCCCGCUUUUAGGUACAUUCUGAGGUGAACAAGUGUUACAAUGUGAUAAUUUGCCAACAGUGAGACACAAUAGUGCGCUAAUGCGUGGGACUUGUGUUGAAUGGUCCCACCAACUGUAGAAUAUCGAUAAUUUGGUUUUGUGCCCCAGCGACAGAAACGACGACGAAAGGCUACCUUCACACGUAUAAGGAAUAACACUCUAUAUCAACGCGAAUAAUCGACACGCGACCAACUAUAAUUUUAACACAUGUAGCACAUGCGCCGCCAUAUAAUGAAUCAAGCGCCACUCUGUCUACUAUUGCUUUCUAAUCUACGCGGCUUCGCCCGAGCGCAAAUCAUCGAAGACGAGCCCUCGUUCACAGCAUCAACUCCGUCGUCGUCAUCAUUGAGUGCACAAGAUUAUAACUGGUAUGAUGACUUGAAUGCUGUGACGUUUCAACCCCAGGAUACUGAUCCAAUUGACAAUCCAAACAGACGAGAUGUACUGCCUAAUUUUGGAGAAAGCUUAGUUGAUAAUGAGCAGGCUGAAGCCCUGAGCAUAAGCAAUGAAAUCCUGAAGAAUGAGAACUCGGUCAUCAAGGUCAAAGUGGAUCGCUUGAGUGGGUCGUUUAAGAAAAACGUGGAGAAAAUAAAGUUCAAACACAAGAGAGUUGACAUUGUUUUUCUUAUCGAUGCUAGUUCCAGUGUGGGUAAAACUAAUUUUAUCAGUGAAAUUAAAUUUGUUAAGAAGCUUCUAUCCGACUUCAACGUUAGCUUCAACUACACACGCGUCGCGGUGAUCACAUUUAGCUCGCGAAAAAAAAUUUUCCGCCACAUCGACCAAAUAUCCCAAUCGGUUGAGGAUAACGAUAAAUGUCUUCUGUUGAAUUAUCAAAUACCGAAGAUAAAAUACAGUGGAGGAGGCACUUAUACGUAUGGAGCAUUGAAGGAAGCGGAAGAUAUUUUUAAAGUGGCACGUGUUGAGAGUAAAAAAAUAAUUUUCCUCAUUACCGAUGGAUUUUCAAAUGGACCAGACCCUGUCCCAUUAGCCGUGAAACUGAAACGUAAGAACGUGGUCAUCUAUUCUAUCGGAAUUCAAAGUGGUAAUCUUGCUGAACUGUAUAACAUCUCCAGUGCCCCUGGAGAAAAUCAUAGCUAUCUUUUGGAUAGCUUUAAUCAUUUCGAAACCCUCGCCCGUAAAGCGCUCCACAGCGACUACAAAAGUGGAGAAAAUAUUGCCGUUAAUUCGAACCUUUGUGAUGUGUUGUGCUUGGAUGAUCCGGACUUUUUGAGGAACGACACCAGCUGUUGCGAUCGAAAUGCUACAUGCGUAUGUAGCACUAAUUCGGGACAUUACUUGUGUCUUUGUAAGCCUGGAUUCAUAGGAUCCGGACGUAACGGAGCAUGUCUUCCUUGUCCGAAUGGUACCUUUUGGGAUGGUCAAAGUCAAUGUCGCAAUUGCCCUGAUGUGAAUCAUGUUACGCAAACACUACCAGCGAUGAGUGCAGAUGAUUGUGUUUGCAAGAGUGGCUAUAAGGCGGAAGAUGGUAGAAGAUGCGAAGUGAUCACGUGUCCAGAGCUAACACCACCGGAGAAUGGGUACUUUGUAAAGCACCCCAAUGCUUGUGGACAGGUACUAAAUGCAGCAUGUGGGACGCGAUGUCAAUCGGGCUAUCAAUUAGUGGGAGACAGUAUUCGUUUGUGUCAGGAAAGUGGAGUGUGGUCCGGGAACGAUCCCAAAUGUGUUUUGAAAACGUGUCCUCCUCUGAAAAUACCAUACUACGGUUUGGCAGUUUGCAAAAACCCGGAUUUGAAUUUGUACUUUGAUUAUUCACCACGGAAUAAAUCAUUCAUCACAAACUACAGCAUAUCGGUUGACCGACUGACCGAACCAAUGCCCAUUGAUACCGACUGUACAUUUAAGUGUGGUCAUGGAUUUUAUUUGGUAGGCUCGAGCAGUCGUAACUGUUUACCACUAUCGAAAUGGGACGGAUUGCAAGCUUCUUGUAAACAAAUUCUCUGCUCCCCGCUACCGAAGAUACCAUUCGGGGAAUACGAUCCAACAGACUGCGCGGAACAAAAGUCGGCUCACGGCUCCAAUUGUACUUUGAUCUGCAACUUUGGUUUCGAGCUUAAGGGUGGUCCAUCAACCAAAUCAUGUGGAGGAAAACGAAAUGGUGCGUGGACGCAAAAGUCUAAAACGCCACGCUGCGUCGACGUUACGCCGCCGCAUCUCAUGUGUCCUAACAACUACACGCUACAAAUGCAUGAUGAUUACAAUUACGCUGUUGUGAAACGUCUGAAUCAACCGUACGCGUUCGACAAUGGUGGCGAUAAUUUCACAUUCUGGGCCAAACCGGCGGUCAGGGAACAAGGGACGAAAUUAUUCAGCGGCACUCAUUUGUUCACAUACGUGGCCGUUGAUUCUUUCAAAAACAAAGCCAAAUGUAAUUUUACUGUUACAAUCGUCGACAAGACAGCACCAGUAUUUGAGAAUUGCUAUGAUCCCCCAGCAUUUUACAUUACGACAUCGACUAAUAAAAAUGAAACGCUCAUAGAGUGGGAUGAGCCAACAGUAUUCGACAACUCGAAUGAGAACAUAACCAUGACAAGCAACAUGCGCUUUGGAUACCACGACGUGGGAAACUAUCAAAUAGUGUACCAAGCAAAAGAUAGCUCAGAUAAUGUCGCCGAGUGUACUUUGAACAUAACAGUAAAAGAAUAUAAAUGUGACAAUCUUCCUUCGCCUUUGAACGGUCAGACAGUAUGUGCAAAGAAUUCGUCCCAUACUUGGUGUGAAAUAUCGUGCGAUAUCGAAUACACUUUAUAUGAUCAAGAAAAUGAUUCGCUCACUCUUUUUUGUAAAAACCGCCACUCAAAGUGGGAAAAUGAUACAGUUCCCGAGUGUACGCCUAUCGAAAAACCUGUGGCCGUGGAGGAAGUUAUCACAAUAAGCCUGGGCUCGGAAUUAGGACCACUAUGUGAGCAUACUAAUGAGAUCCAAACGAUUUUUACAGAAAAUAUGAAGAAUCAUCUCUGCGGUGAGCAAAUUGACUGUACGAUCACUACCGAAAUGCCCACCUGUGAGGACGUGGAGGAACCGGAUGAGAAAUCGAAAUACCACAUUGUGAAAAGAGAAAUUUCCACCGAGCAGAAAUCCAAAUCUAGGAAGCACUUGGGAAAACGAGAUGAGAGAACGAUUAUGAAGAUCAAUGUGUACACAAAAUUAUCGAAAAGACUUGGCAUGUGGAAGUACGAUGGGAAAAAAUCGGAUAAUAUAAAGAGAGUAAAAGCAGAACUGCAAAAUAUCAAUGAAAAUGAGAGGUUGAGGAAACAAUUGAGCGCAUUGAACAUUGAUUUAAGUGUUCUGAAAUUGGAUGAAACUAUCCGUUGUCCCAAUGGUAGUGUAGCUAAGAAGCUAAUAUGCGUUCAAUGCCCCCGAGGAACCUAUCACAAUCAUACCUCCAAUGGAUGCAUAUCUUGCCCGAUAGGCACGUUCACGAACGUUACCGGGAAAUCGGAAUGCGUUCAUUGUCCCCUGCACCAUUCAACUCGUAAACCUAACAGCAAGCAUUCCACGGAGUGUAAGCCUCAGUGCCCGCCAGGAACGAUGGCCAAGUUGAAACCGAUGAAACACGAGAAAAUGCCAAAAUAUCAUAAAAGUUUAAUGCCGUUCUGUCGAAAAUGUGAGCCGGGAGAAUAUCAAGGAUUAUAUAACAGAAUUAAUUGUGAAAAAUGCCCACCGGGUUAUACAUCGUCCCGAGGAUCAACUGUAAUCACAGAUUGCGUGCCGAAGCACGCUCAACCUUGCAUGUCGGAAGCUCACAUUUGCGGUUCCCAUGGGCGAUGCUCGCCGGACCCAAUUAACGAUUAUCUCUACAGUUGUACUUGCGAUGACGGAUACGCUGGAGAACAUUGUGAAAAACAAUUGGAUAUUUGUGCAUCAGCACCAUGCUACAAUGGCGGAACUUGUUUGUCGAUAAAUGCAACGAUCCAUAAAUGUCUUUGUCCACCGUUGUUCAGUGGGGAAAACUGUGAAAAUUUUCUCGAUCCUUGUCAUGCAGGUUUCUGUCACAACGGUGGAAUAUGUGUCGAGAGUGAUGGACGCUCGAUCUGUGAAUGCCCUCCAGCAUUUGAAGGAGAACGUUGCCACAUUAGGACAAAUUAUUGCCUUCCAAAUCCAUGCGAAAAUGAGGGGGUUUGUUUUAAUGAUGAAGAGUCAUUUAAUUGCUCCUGCCCACCGGGACGAAUGGGAAAAAGAUGUCACUUGAAACCAUGUGACUAUAUGCCAUGCCCUAGGAAUGCGAUUUGUGUCGACAUUGGCUUGACAAAUGCUAACAGGGAAAGCUAUCAAUGUGUCUGUCCACGGGGCUUGAAAGGAGUCAACUGUACUGAACUGGACAAUCCGUGUGAUAGAGAACCAUGCAGAAACAACGGCCAUUGUGUACCAGUCAAACUUCGAGAUCUCACUGCAGCAAUCAGUCACCAUGCAGAAGUUGAUAACGACGAGAUUUAUUCGGAAGUAUUAUGUCAGUGUCCACCAUAUUUCUAUGGCUCUUUCUGCGAGAUACUUAUAACUCCAGAUUUUGUAAUGUCAUUUGAAAAAUCGGGAACAAACGACUAUGUCAAAAUUGCUGGUCCUGGUCACAAUAUUUCUGAAAUAUCAAUGUGCACAUGGAUCCAAACGAAUGAUGAUUUCAAUUAUGGUUCAGUCAUUUCUUAUGCAACAUCUCGAUCGGACAAUGCAUUCACGUUCACAGACUACAGCGGAUUUGUUUUGUAUAUCUCUGGUGAACACGUUGUAACUAAUGUGUUCAUCAACGAUGGGCAUUGGCAUUUCAUUUGUUUGUCCUGGAUUAGUCAGAUGGGAUUGUACGAAAUUUACCUCGAUGGUGAACUGCAUACGACCGGAUAUGGCCUCAGCAGUGGGAAGGCAAUCGAAGGUAAUGGAUUGUUUGUGAUUGGACAAGAACAGGAUUCACUCGGGGGAGACUUUAGCGAAUCAGAAUCAUUUGUAGGGCGAUUGUCCUAUCUAGACCUAUGGAGUCGAGCACUCAGCGGCUUCGAAUUCCAACAACUCUAUUAUACCUGUCAACCAUAUCAGGGGGAUAUGAUUAGAUGGACCGAUCUGAAAACAAAAAUCGUAGGCACUGUAAAAAUUCAGCGGUCUGAAUUUUGCCAACCCUGUGAAAGAAAUUUGACGCUGCAAAAUGGUCGAAUCGACUACCACGAGAACCAUGCCUACCUUAACUGCGAUGAAGGCUACCAGCUGCAAGGACCAUCGGAGAUAAUGUGUUUACGCACGUCCCGUUGGAGCAACAAAACCAGAAGUUACUGCCAACUGAUUCGCUGUGAACCCCUCAACUCUAUUCUCAACGGAAGAGUAAUUGUCUCAAAAACAAGCUACAAUGGAAUUGCUCGGUUUGUGUGUGAUGCAGGAUUUAACUUGUCCGGAGUGGACUCCAUUCGUUGUACUGUCCAUGGAAACUGGUCAUAUGCUCUCCCAGAAUGCAUAAGUACUAUAAAAUGCCCCGCCUUACCGAUGGCGUCUGGAUAUAACAUAACGUAUGCCUCAGAAAGAGGUGUUAUAAAUGGAACCCACAACAACUACGCGAUUGACACACUAGCUGAAGUACAAUGUGAUGAUGAAUAUUAUAUAGAGGGUGAAAAUUUACUGACCUGUUUAGAAACUGGCAAAUGGGAUUUUGUGAUUCCCAAUUGUACAUUGAAGAAAACCCACGAAUUAACUACAGAAUUGUCAAACGUGACAUAUCCCGCAAAAGGGUCAAACAUAAUCAGAAUAAAUAGACGUCCGGAUGUUCGUUUCUGGAAACAAUUGAAAGAUUAUUUGUUCUAUGGCUGCAAUCCAAUUGACCCAACGAAGCAGUCACCAUUUUGUAAGAAAACGGCUGCUUCCUCAACUACAUUUACCGAUCUCAGUCUACUGGACUUUUCCCUUUCAAAAGAUUACCAGAAUAUGGAUAUCAUGUUACUCGAACGUCUGGAGAAAUCUUCGAAUGCUGAACCAAAUUUAAAGUUGCAAAAUCUCCUGGACUAUAUAUUGUAUAACAAGAUCGAUCCGACACCACCGCCCCAACGACUACCCGGUGAAACUGAAGACUACUACAGAUUCGUCAUCUGCCUGUAUAUCGACAUCAUCAUGAUGGAUCGUGAAGUAACGUUCGACGAUGAAAUUUUGCUGGAUAUCAACUCAAGGGAGAAUACGAACGACAAAAUCAAGAGUUUACUGAAGCAUGUGGUCCAGCCGAUUUAUGAGACGCAUCUUCGCGAACAGGAAGAGGAACAUCUGCGAGAGAUUGAGAAUCAACGGAAUGCUUUGAGGAAGAUUGUGGCUCUGGCCGAGGCAGAACGAAUGCUGGCACAUAAAUGUCCACUCAACAUGGUUCCGGACCCACCAAAUGAUAGUAGAAUUAUAUCCAUCGAAAAGGGCUCUGCUGGAAACAUAGCUUCAGAUAUGACAAUAGAAAAACUAAGAAUGAACUCGGAAAGCUUAGAAGUAGGCAGUCAAAUAAGGUACGAAUGCAAUACGGGUUUCUUGAUGAAAGGUAUCGGUUACAUUGAGUGUUUGAAAGGAGGCAAGUGGAGUCAUUCCAACAGUUUCUGUGAAGGCGUUGUAUGCGAGCGACCACCAUUACCUGAGGGUAUGUUCAUCGCAAAUGAAUCAAUGAUAUCUCUGUAUUAUCAUGACACCAAGAUUGAGUAUCGUUGCCUCGAAGGAUAUAUUAUGCAGGGACAUCCAAUCAUCACAUGCUCCACGAACGGAAAAUGGUCAUCCGUGACAGCAAGAUGUACCAAAAUAUCCUGCGGCAAACCAAAUAUAAGCCAUGCCGCUAAAAUUCUAGCUGGAAUUUCUUUCCAGUAUGGCGAUCGAUUGAGAAUACUUUGUGAAAAUAAACACACGAUCGAGAUUAUUUGUCAUGCGAAUGGAGAAUGGACUCGAUUUGCAAAAUGUUGAUAAAUAAAUAU